AUGCCAUCCGGCGGUGCUCAUUGGUCCAGCGAUGCCACACUGGCAGAUGCAGACCACACCAUCUUCAAAACUAUCCCCGAGAAAGUGGAAGAGCAUCCACAAGUCCAAACCUCCUUUGAUGUCGAGGCUCAAGUCCACCACAAGCAGAAGAGCUUCGCUUCUAUCCGUUAUCAUUUCCUCAAUAUCUACCGUCGUCUGUUCACUCUGGUCUUCUUGGCCAACGUCGCGGUCUUCAUUGCCAUCUUUGUAUCAGACCGAAAGCUCCUGGCUUUGGUAAACGCUACGGCUGCCAACCUGCUCGCUUGUGGCCUGGCUCGUCAGCCCCUGGUAGUGAAUGCCAUCUUCUUCACCGUGUGCUCGAUACCCAGGACUGCUCCGCUGGCGAUUCGUCGAAUUGCGUCGAAGGUAUACCACUACGGCGGAGUUCACAGCGGAUGCGGGAUUGCCUCGUUCAUCUGGUAUGCGGGCUUCGUGGGGUUGAUGUCCAAGGAAUACUGGGCUCCGCCGACGGGCACAUCUACAAUCUCAGCCGCUCCGGUAGCUGUGGCAUAUGUCAUCUUGGUCUUGUUGCUGUUGAUCAUCAUCGUGGCAUACCCCGGCUUCCGCUUCAAGAAACACGAUUAUUUCGAGCUCACACAUCGGUUCUCCGGGUGGCUCAUCGUCGCACUCUUCCUGGUCCUGCUUCUUCUCUUUGUGAACGAGAUCAGUGCAGCUGAAAACGUACCAUUCGGUAUCUUCCUGGUCAAGCUGCCGGCCUUUUGGUUUCUCGUGGUCACUGUCGUGGCCAUUAUCCAUCCAUGGGUUUUCCUGAGGAAGGUCCCCGUGCAGCCAGAGUAUCUGUCACCCCAUGCCGUCCGACUGCACUUCAACCACACCACAACCACCUUCGGCAAGGGUAUUCAAUUAGCCAAGCACCCUCUUCGAGACUGGCACGGCUUUGCUACCUUCCCAGACCCCGAUGGAAAAAGUUUCUCUUGCCUCGUGUCCAAAGCCGGGGAUUGGACUUCGGGAUGCAUCAAAGAACAACCCACUCACCUCUGGAAGCGAGGAGUGCUCAUCUAUGGCUUUGCGUACGCCAUGCGAGUCUACAAGAGAGUUGUCGUCGUCACCACAGGCUCCGGCAUCGGUCCCUGCCUCUCGUUCCUGGGUGAUGACAACCGCCCCGACCUUCGUGUCGUGUGGCAAACUCGAGCUCCACUGCGAACGUAUGGCAAGGAGGUUCUCAACCUGGUAUCCAAAAUGGACCCCAACCCCGUCAUCAUCGAGACCAACCAGUCCGGUCGCGUGGACAUGGUGCCCAUCAUUCGACAGCUGUAUCAGGAGUUCGACGCUGAGGCCAUCUGCGUUAUCAGCAACCCCUUCGUAACCAAGAAGAUUGUUUAUGAACUAGAAUCCAGCGGCGUACCUGCGUUCGGGCCCAUCUUCGAUUCAUGAUCUGGUUUAUCAUGGUUCAUUUCACUUUCUUCCUUCACCAUUUUUUGACCUUUUUUUCUUAUCUUCUCUCCUCUCUCCCACCAUGUUCUUGACGGUUGACCCGAAGAGCAAAGGGCGCAGUGCAGGACGAAGGAAAUAAGAACUAAAUCAUUCGCACAUGUACAUACCCAUCUAGUUCAUUCAAACAAAGGAAAUAGUUCAUAC
This is a messenger RNA of Aspergillus steynii IBT 23096, 1638 nucleotides long. Its product is annotated as integral membrane protein TmpA. The transcript has 2 exons. Lineage: Eukaryota; Fungi; Ascomycota; Eurotiomycetes; Eurotiales; Aspergillaceae. Gene Ontology annotation, biological process: sexual sporulation resulting in formation of a cellular spore; regulation of conidium formation; conidium formation. Bases 1 to 1434 code for a protein of 477 amino acids. The record is from RefSeq and is a predicted model, not a curated record.